Ixodes scapularis (black-legged tick) is the source of this 2060-nucleotide messenger RNA. RefSeq lists its product as uncharacterized. The record is from RefSeq and is a predicted model, not a curated record. Lineage: Eukaryota; Metazoa; Arthropoda; Arachnida; Ixodida; Ixodidae. Bases 76 to 756 code for a protein of 226 amino acids. The transcript is spliced from 2 exons.
AGUCGGGUUCAACAUCCUGCAAGACGGAUCGGACGUGGACGCAGCCAUCCACCUGGGCACCAGAUCCUAGGCUCCAUGCUGGCCCCAUGGCAAAGGCUCGACGCCAUCAAGACGUUCCUCUACCCGGCGCUCCACCACCUGAUGAGGACGGGGACCGUUGGCAAGACUGAGUGGGCCAGACUGGACGAGGCCCUCUGGCCACUGAUCAAGCGGACUCUGUACCUACCACCUGGAGCAUCAAAUGACUACAUCUACGACAGCAGCAGGGCCGGGGCCUGCGGGAUCCCCUGCGCGGCAGAGACGAGCGACGUCUGCCGGGUGGACUCUGUGUUCAAGCUGCUGACCUCGCGGGAGCCGGAGGUUCCCCCGAUGGCUCUGGACGAUCUGAUGGGCAUUGUGAAGGCGAGGCUGCGGCGAGACUGCGACCUGCCCGACGCGGGGCUCUACCUGUCGGGCCACAACGAGGGAGAUUUCCGGAUGCACGCAACGCAGCUGCGAAGCGUCUGGAUGGAAGGGAGGAAGGCGUCGGGGCGACUCAACGUAGCCUGGGAGCUGGGACCGGGGGGAGCAAGCAUCACGGUCGGGAGCCAAGUAAUCACCCCUCGAGGGCGAUUGAAGGUGAUGCAUUCUCUCCUAUUCCAGCUAGCCCAGCUGAAAGAUGCCAGGCUCCAUGCACUGCCCAACCAGGGGAAGACUGGCGUUUUAUUUCACAGGGCUCGUCUCAACCUGCUCCCCUUUAACGGCGCCCAACUGUAGAGGCGUGGCAGCGACCAACGGUGCAGGCGUUGUGGCUUCGCCAGCGAGACCCUGCCGCACGUCUUCAACCACUGCAUGCGGCAGUCCCAGCGCCGCAACAAUGUCGUCGAGCGUGUGAAGAAGGCAAGUGCUGGCCGCUUCACUCUCGUUUCAGAGAACGCAGCGGUGGGGGACACGCAGCUCCGACCUGACCUGGUGCUGGUGUGUGGCGAGGAGGCAGUGGUGGUGGACGCCUGCAUACCCUUCGAAAACCGGAAGGAGGCCCUGGUCCAGGCGAGGAGGACCACAGAAGGGAAGUACCGCCUCGUGAUCGACCAGCUGCGGCGGCGGUACCAACGGGUUACAGUAGAGGCGGUGGUGGUUGGGGCCCUGGGCAGCUGGGGCCCUGCCAACGAUCGCUUCCUCAAAAAACUCUGUUCCAGGUCCUACCUCAAGAGGAUGAAGCAGAUGGCCGCCAGCGACACCAUCCGGGCCUCCAGGGACAUCCGCGCGGCCCACAUCGCAGGACCCACGCGAAGACCGGAACCAGGAACGAAGCAGGAAGAAAGAAGAUGCAUGUUAAUUAAGGCACUUUUCUUUAAUUUUUUUUGCCUAUAGUAUUGUUUAGGUAUAAGAAGACAAGUAGUAUUGUAUAAUGUAGUGCAUGACCCCAUUUCCUUUUUUUUCUUAUAGUGAUUGUUUAAUUUCUUGUGUAUUUCGUCACUGUAAACAUAGAUAAGGCUGAUGAUGGUGUAACUCCUUUUCCCAGUCAACCACCGACAUCCAUUAGAUAUACCAGCUUGAUCCAGACGUCUAUAUCCAGAUGGAGUGUACAGAGGACGUCAUAUUGAUUAUACAUAUUCGACAUUGAGCACAACGAACGUCCAAAAGACGUCACCUAGACGUACUGAAAGGACUUUCAAAGAUAACACAUAGGUACAUUCUAUGGACGUAGUAUAGACGUGUGGCGAAAUGCUGUAGUCUGUGCUCUUCUUUCAAGGCCUGAUAUGUGAUAUAUCACCCGUAUUAAAGACGCAUAAAUGGGUUCAAAAUGUUUUUUUCUUCUCUAAAUGUGUGUAAAUAGUGACCUUAUCCGAGUAAAACCCUUGUCGCUAAGUGUGGGCAUCAUGCAGCGAACGACACAAACAAUAUUUUGGUUGGUUUACAUAUACGUUGCUAUGAUUUAUUGUCGGGGCGUCCGGCAGCGGACGUUGUCGGACAGAAUAGAUGCUGCAAAAUAUAUUUUCAAUUCGCCGCGUUACACACCGCGCGCCAGCGCUGCGACGACAAAGGUUACAACCCAUAGUUAUUUUUAUGACAGUGAG